This is a messenger RNA of Dicentrarchus labrax (European seabass), 4205 nucleotides long. RefSeq names its product Nedd4 family interacting protein 2 (gene ndfip2). The transcript is spliced from 8 exons. The record is from RefSeq and is a predicted model, not a curated record. Gene Ontology annotation, biological process: metal ion transport; vacuolar transport; ubiquitin-dependent protein catabolic process. Lineage: Eukaryota; Metazoa; Chordata; Actinopteri; Moronidae. Gene Ontology annotation, cellular component: Golgi apparatus; perinuclear region of cytoplasm; endoplasmic reticulum. Bases 255 to 1040 code for a protein of 261 amino acids. Gene Ontology annotation, molecular function: WW domain binding.
ACGCUGUUCAGCUUUCACCAACAACGGUGUCUUUCUAAGCGAGUGCGCCGCACACUGCAGCCAUUUCUCCCGGCGGUCUCUCACCCGGUUAUUCACCGUUGUCUGAGAGAAACAUCCCCUCACCGUAACACACACGUAGGGGCAACAACAAGUCAGACCCUCCCCCCCUCCUUCUUCUUCUUCUUCUUCUUCCUCCUCCUCCUCCUCCUCGUCGUCUUCUCGGCUGGCUCCCUCGCCAGCUGAACCUCGUCGGGAUGGACCCAGCAAGCCGAUACCAAGUGUUGCACAAUGAGGACGACUCUUCGGAGGCCUCUACCAGCGAGCAGCAGCCGUGCACUUCUGCCACAGCCCAGGCCGGCACGUCCAGCCAGGACCAGAGUCAGGCCCAGGCCAGCCCGGCGCCUGCAGCAGCAGCAGCAGCGGUAGGAGGGGCAGAGGCAUCGGGAUCGAGGACUCAGGGGGAGGCGGAGGCACCUCCACCUCCUUACGCCUCCAUCGACCUGGGAGCAACCGCUGCAGCACCCGAGACCAGUUUCAGAAGUGACUUUCCAGUGCCACCGCCCUACAGCGUCGCCACCUCGCUGCCCACGUAUGAUGAAGCGGAGAAGGCCAAAGCGGCCGCCAUGGCUACAUCCACCGUGGAGGUGAUGCCACGGGAUGAUGAAUUCCCUCCCAGGGACGAUUUCAGUGAUGCUGAUCAGCUUCGGGUUGGGAACGAUGGAAUCUUCAUGCUGGCCUUUUUCAUGGCCUUCCUGUUCAACUGGAUCGGGUUCUGCCUGUCCUUCUGUCUGACCAAUACCAUCGCAGGACGCUACGGAGCCAUCUGCGGCUUCGGCCUUUCCCUCAUCAAGUGGAUUCUUAUCGUCAGAUUCUCCGACUACUUCACCGGCUACUUCAACGGUCAGUACUGGCUCUGGUGGAUCUUCCUGCUGCUCGGCCUGCUGCUGUUCUUCAGGGGUUUUGUCAACUACCUAAAAGUCCGCAACAUGUCGGAGAACAUGGCCACCUCCCACAGAACACGCCUCUUCUUCCUCUACUAAGAUGACAAAGAAAAAAAAAGGUUUCCACACCGUCACCAUUCCUUUCCAAUGUGAAGUUCCUUCCCUCCUCCCCCCACCCCCCCUCGAAUGAUCUGAACGAGGAGCCUUGCAGAGAAGAGAGGAGACGGGGAAGGAAUGAAGGAAUGAAGGAAAGAAGUAGGGAGGAAAGUGUUACCGGUCUCAUUAAAAGCAUAACGCGGCUCACUCUUAAAGCCUCUACUUCUGAACCGAGGCGAAAAAACGGAAGAAAAGUCUUUUCAGAUCUCUCCCCCCCUCGCUUUGUCCCCCGUUUUUUGUUUUUCAUUUCCCUUUGAUUCAAAGCUCUUUACUGCUCCGGGAUCGUGUGAGGAAAACCGGUCCCCGCGUACGCGUCAUGUCGCUCAAAAGUGGGAGUGCUUUUGAGAUGCAUGACCCCAGUUACCUGAGGCAAAAUUCAGCAGAUGCUCGGCAUGAAGAGGGCUGCACGAAAAUGAGGUAUCAAACUUUUUUUUUUUUUUUUAAGAGUCGCGGAAACACUAAAUGAAAGCACAAUGAAACUAUUUUAGCGAAACGAUGUCUUAAAUGCAGAAAACACACAAAGAAACUAUGUUACUGUAGUUCAUUCGCUGUGACAUUGCUCUCCCGGUGUAAACAAACAGACAGCCGUCUUAUCAAGCUUAAGGUUUGAGUGAGACAACAUGUCUAUAAAGUAGCAUUUGGAAUUCUAAAAUAGAAAAUGCGUAGGAAGCGGAAGCCUAUCCGGAGCCUUUCAUAUUCAGAUUUCCCCUCCGACGUUUGCGACAAAGAUAAGGAUUUCACACCGAGUGCAGCCCGUUCCCAGCUCCUUUGCCUUUCACUCUGACCCAGCACACAUCUCUGAACCGUUUUGGCCCCAGUUUUGCUGCCAUUCCAACUUCUUAACUUCAGGGUGUUUUGAACAAGUCUUACCUUAACCGCAAUGUAGCAAAUUCCAUCUACGGACAUCUCAGCCUCUCCGCAACUAAAUAAAAAAAAGUAGAAAGUGAGGCGAGAUGGAAGAUAUUUUUCGUCUUAAAAAAGGUACUGAAAUGUGCACGUGUGAGGAAAAAGAAUAUGCAUUGAACAGUUUACAUAUCACAGACCCUGACGCAACUUCAGACUCCGGUUGACGUUUUGCUUUAUUGCGACCACACAGAAUACGGCACAGGAGUAAAAACUAAACUCUUUUUAAAAGUCUCACUCUUUAAGACAAUCAGUUCAAUUAAGCCCCGACCGCCGGACCUUUUAUUUUUUUUCCUAUAAUCUUUGAGCCACUGAACAAAUGCUUCGAAUAACAAACAGGAAGCAUUUACAAAAAUAGUUCUAGAUGAAGGAAAUGGCCGGGCAGUCAAUGAAAUGUGCGUCCUUUACAAAAAAAAUAAGUAAAUGUACCCAAAUAAAUCUCCAGAAGUUGCUUUUUCCCCUCCCUCUCUUUGCCUUUUAAUAACAAUAAUGCCGACCUGACCUAUGCAGCAAAAAUGUCCAUCCAUUUUGACAUUUUUGAAUCAAAGCAAAAUGAGAAGAAUGUUUCAUAUAUGCCUGCCUGAAUACCAAAAAACCAAAAUCUGUUCUCAUGAUCUCUUUUUUUUGACCCCCUUCUUCUCCGACUCCACACUGACCAACAAAUACGUCAUAAAGCAGUACCUGUAAGCUACCGAGGAGCUAGUCAGCGGGAGGCUCUUCGCAUUUUAAAACUCAGUGUUUUGUGUUUUUUAAGGCCACGUGGGCUGCUCCGGUCCGACCGGUGAAAAGUGGACCCAAACGCAGAGCAGCGCGGGAGGUCAGCCUCGUGUGCGUCUCCUGCUUCGGUGCUGUGGGAGCGGAGCUGAUAAUUAGCAUUUUACAUAACUGUUAACGUGCCAGGCUCGAGUCAAACUCUUUGGAAUAAAAAGUAUGCAAUUUAGUUAUUUGUAAUAACCUACAGUAAUUGUGGAUGUAAAGUCCUGUGAUUAUGGAAUAGGUGUAGUUGAGUAGUUUUAGUCGUCCGACAUUGAGCUCAGAUUUGGUCCAGAGUGUAGCGGCUGCACAGAGGGAUCACAAUAUAGAGUGAAAAGUUAAGUGCGUGUGCGCGCUGUACACAUUUGCCAACUAGAUGAUUUUAACUACCAAGUAAAUCAGAGGGGAGCGCAAUAAAACCCAUUUAAAAUGUGACCUGUUGUGCAUGUUGUGCAUGAUUUUAGAGAAACCCAAACAACGUGGAUCUCUCUCUGGGAUUUUCUGAUUUAGAUUAGACUCGAAUUUUUCUUCUGUUUUCUUUUCACGGAGCGAACCAGAAGCUUUUGGCGACGGCUCCUGUUGGGAAAAAGGUGUGGAGAAACCCCCGCCACCCCCCUAAACCCCUCUUUGGUGAAUUCUUUUUGUUAUGCGACCACCUGAGAACGAUAUGUUGUCAUUUCUCGCGAGCGAUGCAGUCCAGGGGAAACAGUCCAGCGUGAAUGAGUAGUCUGCGCGCCGUGAAAACCGAAGACCGGACUGGACAAAGAAAAACAUGCUUUUUUUGAUUCAUCCAGAAAAUGAAGUGUAUAUACCAGCUUAUGCCAAUCCAUGAUAUUUGCACUUUGAAGAACUGUACAGUAUGAUUUGUGAAUCUGCUUAACUUGGUGUGGUGGGUAGAGGAAAAAAAAAAAAAAAAAAAAAUCAUAGCCAUCCAAGUUUUUAAACUGGAAUUCUUAAUCAUCCCAAAUGGAUAAUUUGCCUUUUGCACUUUUUAUUUUUCAAUGAUAAUAUUGUUGUGUGUCUUGUUUCAUCGCUUUUAGCCUAAACUGUGACAGCUUAAGUAUAGCCCGACUUUAUUUUUUUUUUUUUUUAUUCUUUUCUCCAUUUUUAUUUUAUUUUUUUUGUUGUGACUCUGGUCAUAUCCCACUUAAAGCCUCCUUCAGCAAUAUCAAGAUCUUUCAACCAAUUAAAAGCUCUGCUGCAUGAUCUAUCCACCCGAACGAGUGGGGUUAAUAUUAGGAUUAAUCUAGUACAAAUACAUUUCUUUGUUUGUAAAUAAAUGAAGAAAAAAAAAAUGAGACGGCAGCCAUAUGUACUAUUUUUUUGUGUCCAAGAUAACCCUUGUAACAUCUUGUGAAACAGUUGUUAAUGCAUUUAUUGUAACUGGAAUUUUAAAAAUUGACAGAUGAUGUCUUGCAAAAAUGCCAAUAAAGUUCAAAAGCCUGCCAGUGA